This is a messenger RNA of Pieris napi, 4848 nucleotides long. RefSeq names its product protein fem-1 homolog B (gene Fem-1). The transcript has 15 exons. The record is from RefSeq and is a predicted model, not a curated record. The coding region runs from base 238 to 2232 and encodes 664 amino acids. NCBI's taxonomy places the organism in Eukaryota, Metazoa, Arthropoda, Insecta, Lepidoptera, Pieridae. Gene Ontology annotation, molecular function: protein binding.
UUCCCUGUUGGCGAUUGGCAAUUUUAGAAUUUUCUGAUUUUCAAUUAAACAAGACACUUGAGAGUUGAAAGCGAUUCAUUUUCAUUUCUCGAUUAUUUUACUAUUCUCGCGUAAUGUCUCGUUGCGGUUUUAACGUUGUUUGCGCGUAAACAAUUUAUAUUAAAAUACAUUAUUCUUAUUACUGGAAGUGCAGUGGUGUGCAGUGUUAAAUUGUUUUUACUUUGUACAUCCAUAACGAUGGAUGAAAAACUAAUGUUGGACGAUGUUUCCAGCAGUUUAAGAGAUCGAGUGUUUUUCGCUGCCAGAGAUGGAAUGGCUUUAACGCUUUACGCGUUAUUGUAUGAAAAAAAUACAGAUGAGAUAGACGACCUUUUAAACAACGAUGUAUGCUGUGAUGGAGUCAAAUGUACACCACUUAUAGCUGCUGCAAGGCAUGGGCGCGAGGCAGCCGUGCGAAUACUUUUAGAUAAAUUCCGUCCUCCUGUAAGACUUGAAACAGAAGGCACCGUAAAGUUUGACGAAUAUGUCAUUGAAGAAACCAUCAGGGAAUUUUUGUACUUGACAGGAGCCACAGCGCUAUGGUGCGCGGCAGGUGCUGGUCACUUAGGAAUAGUGAAAAGACUUGUUCGAGCCGGGGCCAACGUGAAUCAUGCUACGAAGACUUUAAGUACCCCUCUGAGAGCUGCUUGUUUUGAUGGCCGCUUGGAUAUCGUGAAGUAUUUAGUCAGGCAUGGUGCUGAUAUUCACAAGGCUAACAAAUACAAUAACACAUGCCUAAUGAUUGCGGCGUAUAAGGGGCAUUUGGAUGUCGUACAAUUUUUAUUGGAAAGCGGAACAAGAGUGGACGAUAGGGCGCUAUGCGGUGCGACUGCGUUGCACUUUGCAGCAGAAUGUGGACAUGCAGCCGUCGUUUGCGCCCUGAUAGACCAUAACGCCAAAAUGCUAACUAACCAAAAUGACAUGACACCGCUGCAGUGUGCAGCGGAACGGGCCCGUGCGUCAGUAGUGGAAAUACUCGCGGCGAGGCCGGACGUCACGCGCGCUCAGGCGAUUGAUGCUUUUGAGCUACUUGGCGCUUCGUUUGCUAAUGAUAAAGAAUAUUAUUGUUUACGGAUGGCGUAUCAAUACCUACACAGAGCAAUGACGAUGAGAUACGACACUCGAUAUGGUCAGCUGCUGAAGAAACCUGCCGACCCCAUACCGGCCUAUGAUAACUGGCGAGAAAGUACCACUUUGGAGGAGGUGGAGAGACUACACGGCAACCCACACGCGUUGCACAUGGAAGGUCUAACAGUCCGCGAGCGAAUUCUCGGUCGUACAUGUCCAGAUCUGCCCCACCCGGUGGUGUUUAGGGGCGCGGUUUUUGCUGACGAAGCAAGGUUCGAACGGUGCCUCGCGUUGUGGAGACACGCCCUUACACUACGGAUUCUUAACUCUGUGUCGGUUGUUAAAGAUCUACUGAGGUUCGCUCAGGUGUUUUCGCAGAUGAUUCAUAUUGGAAUUGAAUUACCGCUUUAUCAGGUAUGUUUUGUAUUGGAGGCUUGCGCUGAAGAAUUGCGAAGAGGUAUCAAAAGACUCGAGAUAGAGAGUGACACUGAAGCUUUGAUAGAGGAGUACGAGAGCAAUGUACGGACUGCUCUCUAUCUUGUUGCUGUUGCUGCUAGGUUGCUUGAGAAUCCUAAUAAUGAUGAGCAAACAAACAGACUGACAAGAUGUUCAGUGUUCAAUCUGCGUGACGUGAGUCUUCGUACGGGCGGUACUCUGUUGCACCUCGCCGUGGACAGACGGACGCCAGUUGACGAUUUUCAUACUAGUGAUGUUUGCCAAUUCCCUUGCACAAGAACAACUAGACUGCUUCUAGAGUGCGGUGUGAAUGUGGACGUGGCCGAUGACUCGAGGAGAACUGCACUACACGUUGCGUUGCUGUCCUAUCAGUAUAUGCCUGUCCUAUGUGUAGAGGAACGGGAAGCGUGGAGCGAGGCGUUGUGCGGCUGUGUGUGUGAGUUGCUCGCACGCGGCGCACACGUCGACGCUAUGGACAUGGACGGGAUCACCCCUCUGGUCGCUUCUAUCGGGGGUCCAGCAGAGUCUCUUGUCCGUUCUGCGCUAAACCCUAGGCUGAGCUGUCUAGCAGCGUCCGCGCUGGCGCACCACGGAUCGAAGUACCGUCCCGAGCAAGUGCCAAAAGAUUUACACGAUUUCCUCAUCAUGCACGGAGUUUAUCCUGUAUAAUUAAGUAUACUUUAAUUUUAUUUUAAAAUAUACUUUAAUACGAAGCAAUAAACACGUAAUUCAUAUUAUCUUUACUGAAAUAUAGAACUCUGAUCCAAUACUAUGCAAAAAUGUUACGUCAAAUUUAGGAACUGCUCAAAGGCUUAAAGAUAUAUUAUUAUAUUCUUUAAAAUAUAGGCUAACCACAGAUAUCGUAUCGUGGCCCGUAUCAUGACAGUCUAGGUUACGAUAGUCGUGUGACGUCUUUGACAUAUCCCGUAUAUUAUUAUUUUCAUAUAUUUAAUUUCUAAAAAAUUUAUUGAUGCAUUGUGUUUUAUAAUUAAUAUUUUUUAUUCAACAAUGUUGGAUUAGAUUCGAAAUUGCGGUAAGAUUCACGUAAAAAUUAAAUGGUUAGCGAAACUAUAGAGCAAAAUUUGCCAUUUAAUUUGACAUUACAAGACUAUGAUAUUCUAUUUAAAGCUUUAUCUAUAUACAUGAAACUAUCGAUAUGUAUCAUAUGUCAAAUUGUAAUAUUAUUUUUCUUCGUUAUUGUCACACACACAUGGCAUUGUGCCAUUUCAGUCAUAUAGUGAGUGCACAGAGCCCGUAUAAUAAAGCUGUUUGAGCAGUUACUAAAUUUAAGUGGCCUAUAAUCUAUAUAGGUUGUCCCAUAAAUCAACGUCAAUCGGUAGUUAGGUGAUAGUGCAGGUAGAACCCCAGGGAAUUAAUAAAUAAAAUUGUUAUUUUUUUAAUUAUUGUCAUACCAAAGUUUAAAUUAAUCGUUAUGCCAUCCUAUCUAUGCUUUAUUCCUGACUUCGUCUUGACGUUAAUGUCUGGGACACCUGUUUUAAUAUUGACAAUGACUUACGAGUUUUCGUAUAAAUACUAAUACGAAAGUCGUAUUAUACUAAGUUAUUUACGAAGCUUCUAUUGACAUUAAGCGAUAUUAUUUAACAUUUUAUGUUAGAAAAAUAGUACAAUGGUUGUAUAGAGGUGAUAUUAUCUGUGUAAAAAACGGAUUAUAUUCCGACCAUACUGACAGAUAAUCAGAAUGUACAACUGAAUUAACAAUAUAUUAAAAAACGCGAAAUGUCGGACUUAUGAUAUUAAAUUCAACUUCAAAUGGUUUUAACAUGUAAAAAACGCGUUUCAAGCUAUUAAAAAGGGGGUUGGUUUCAUUCGUUCUUGGCAAUGACAAAUGACAUCAAUGCUGCUUUUUAUUGCUUAGGAUAUUUUGUUAUUGACAACGCUGUAUAUUGUCAAAGUGUCAGCUGUCAAAAGUAAAAUGGUCGGUAUAUAACUCGCAUAAUUUUUGUGUCCAUUAUUAUUGAAACCACGUUACGAAUUCUAAAAGUAGAAUUUGAAUUGUGGUUGUUUAAUGUUUAUUUAAAUUCUUAUUCUAUUCAAAGAUGGUUGAAUCUUUGGUUCGUAAGAGAUAUAUUUAUUAAAUUGGGCCUCGUUUGGCCAUUUAUAUUUUUUAAUAUAUUAUAAGGAAAUAUAAUUCACUCGUUCUAAGGCGAAAAAGCUACACACUGAUAGUUUGAAUACAUACUUAUGAAUAUAUAUUUUCAUAUUACCCUAAUUUAUAUUAUUGUUCUACAUAUAUUUUUGUAUUAGUUGUGUCCGAAAUGGUAAUUUGCUAUUUUCUUUAUAUUCCAAAUUGAACAUUACAACUUGCCAUACAUAACACAGAUCAGGCACAAAUUAAAUCUAUAACUUAUGCUUAGCAUAAUUCAAAAUAACGGCUGUCAAAUGGUCUACAACUUGAGUUGACAAUUUACCGUUUCGGGCGUUAGUUUUAAUGACACAGAUAUAUCAGUUAUUUACAUAAUCUACAUUUUGAUAUUAACUGUAAAUAUUCUAAAUUAAUUUUAUUGUUAUUCGACCGAUUUUGUCUGCCAUAUGUUUUUCGUCCAUCUUGUAUGUUAAAGCAUUUAUCAUACGAAUUGUAAAAUGAGUUGAACACUGUGUAUGUGUUCGAGAUGUGAUGCAACAUAAUAUUAUCAAAUGGCUCAAAGUUAUAGAUUAAGUGAGAGAUUGGGUAAUUUUGAUCGACAACGAAAUUAUACGAGAAAAGCGAAAAAAAACACGCUCAAAACAAAUAAUAAUAAAUCUCUUAAUAGUCUAUGUUCUUACUGAGAGCAAAUUUAAAAAUACAUGACACCACAGAGCACAGAAGCAAUUUUGAAACUGACAGUUCAAUAUAAUGGCGGUAUUUUUAAUUGCACCAUUGACAAUAUUCAAAUUAAGUGUUGUUAUUCAAUAUUACUCAACCUCAAUGCAUGCAAAUAUUUAAGGAAAAAUACAAUGUGAUAAUUAUAGAAUAUUAUAGGCUAGGAAAGCCACACGGGGCUUUUAGGUAAGAGAUUUCGGCCUUUGAAUUUAUAAAUAACGAAUGUAUAUAAGUGAUAAGUGUCACUGAGGUGGCAUGAGAAAUUAUCUGUUCGAUUUGACGUAACCGACAUUGACGUUGACAAUUGACUGUUGAAAUUUGUUCGAAACCCUCAUGGAAUGUGUAAACUUAGUUGAAUCGAAUGCACAAUUUAGUUAGAGCAUAGGUUUGCUAGUAAUGAGAUAUUUUAUUGGUAUAAGUUAAUAAACCGGGGUAAAAUGCCUUUAUGUUCUUAAUAAAAUGCA